UAAUUUCAUGCACAAUGCACAAGGCAGGCUACAGUCUGAGCAGCAACAAUGACCCAUCCAGACUUCUCCGCUAAAGCUCUAACAGAACUGCUAUCAUCAGAUGGUGGUGCGUUUGCUGUUGUCUGCUUUUUUGUUAUCUUCCAGUACAUUUUCAAACAGGAUUUUUUUUGCCCAUGUGACCCUGAUGAAAACAUCUGGUUCUGCAUAGCUUACAUUCUUCUACCCUUCACCAUUUUCACGUUAAUCAUAAUUGUGGUGGACAAAAUCUUUUUGGAGAUUUGUACUGCCCAAAAUUGUACUUAUUCCUGGGUGAUUGUGAAGCGAAUUCUGAGAGCUCUGACUGUGGGAACACUGUGGAUCGUGACAGCACUGAUGGAUGGAGACUGGUGGGUGUGCUAUGUAACAACAUCACGGAACAUAACAGCCAGGGAUGAGCAACCACUUUGUAAAGAUAAACCUACAAGUGAACAAUCUGCAGCUAUAAGACACUGGAAAAGUAUAUCACGUGUCACUGGAAUGGCUCUCCUGUGUGUGAUAUUACUUAUCUGGGCAGUAUUCACUAUAAUGUGUAAAGGACGCAAGCCUUAUAAUAAGGCGCUCUAUAAGGAACUUCUCUUUGAUGAGACUGAUCAUCUUUUGAAAAAGAAACUUAAACACCUGGUCCAAGAGGCGGCAAAAGAGCCUGUUAAAGACAAAUGGAGCCAAAUGUUAGACGACAUGGGCCUGCAGGAUUCAACCCCUACUGCGUGUCCUGACCAGCGAGGGAUGCAGGAUGAUGUAAUCUUACCGCUAUAGGCAGAUAACAGCAUCUGCAUCAGAAAGAUGAUCUGAUUCAGACCGAUAUUAGCUGAUGCAUUUACUCCGUAAGUUGAGGACUAUCAUAAAACAUCUGCAUUUGUAACUCUCUAUGGACAUGCUACAUUUCUCCA
This is a messenger RNA of Colossoma macropomum (tambaqui), 929 nucleotides long. RefSeq lists its product as uncharacterized. Bases 49 to 795 code for a protein of 248 amino acids. Gene Ontology annotation, molecular function: monoatomic cation channel activity. Lineage: Eukaryota; Metazoa; Chordata; Actinopteri; Characiformes; Serrasalmidae. The transcript is spliced from 2 exons. The record is from RefSeq and is a predicted model, not a curated record.